CUUAUCUCUAAUAAGUGAAGUGACCCAAAGCAAAGUUUCCCAAAGUUAGUUAUUCUGGUUCUCCGACAAAAAAAUAUAAUAAUCAUGGCACCAAUGAGAAAAAUUAUAACUUUACACGAGAGAGACCGUCAGCUUGCUACCGUACUACGUACAAGAGAUAUAGAAAAACUGAAGUCGAUUGUGGAAGAUUAUCAAUCGUGCGGAGAAUUCACUCCAGAAUUUUACACUUGCCUCUAUAAAUUGUGCGAUAGGCAGGAAUCCGAUGAUGAAAUGAUACAAGUCAUGCUGGGGUGCAGCAGAUUGGAUGUAAAUGAGAAGCAAAGUAAUGGAGAGACAAUCCUACAUGCCCUGAGUCGUAAUAACCACUAUCAAUGGGUAGAACAUUUGAUCAAGGUUUUUCCAAACAUCGAUGUAAAUGCAGUUUGCAAAGACAUGAAGACGCCGUUUCUACUUGCAGCAGAGUACGGACAUAUCAAAGUCUUGGAGGUUUUAGACCCCAUCGUUGAAGAUAUAAGCUGUUGCGAUAUAAAGCAAUUUAGUGUGUUGCAUUGGAUGGCUAGGCACGGAAGCUUGAAAUGGGUAAAGUACUUGAUAGAAGAAAAGGCAUUUGAAGUAGAUCAGAGAAACGCCUAUGGUGAUACUCCACUGAACAGGGCCAUUGCGUUCGGACAGUAUGAAUGUUGCCAAUAUUUGUUGGAAAUGGGCGCUAAUGUGCUUGAAAUUGAUAUGGAAGGAAGAUCACUCUUGCACACUGCCGUUUUUGGUGGACAUUUAGGAUGUUGUAAUGCUGUGUUGAAAUAUUUAAAAGAAUAUUCUUACGUUUACGUUAACUUAAAAGAUAAUAAGGGAAAAACCGCCUUAAAUUGGGCAGCUGGCAAGGGAUAUAAAGAACUGGUAAUAUGUUUAUUGGAAGCAAAAGCAGAUGUAAACUAUAAGGAACCUGAUGGAAGAACAGCACUUGUGGGUGCUUCAAUGGGAGGCUAUGAAGAUAUUAUCAAGCUCCUUAUCGACGCCAAUGCUAAUAUUGACGUUUACGAUGGUGACAAGAAAUACCAACCAUUAACACGGGCAGCAUCCAAUGAACAUAUGGGAACAGUACAAAUUUUAUUAGAUGCUGGUGCGAAUGUGAAUAUUACAGACGAUUUGGGCAUGACAGCUUUGGAUUGGGCAUCAUCAAAAGAUCAUGAAGAGAUGGUGUACUACUUGUUGCAACGUGAAAACAUAGAUGUGAAUAGUAGGGGCAACUUGGGUAACACUCCAUUGAUGAGGGCAGCAAAACGAGGCAAUGUUAAAAUUCUAAGGGCUUUAAUUGAAGCAAAUGCAUGCGUCGACCUACAAAAUUCAACUGGGGAUACUGCAUUGAUUUUAGCGGUUAUUAGAAGAGAUUUAUCUUGCGUUGUAGAACUGGUUAAAAAUAACGCUAAGCUGGAUUUGAAAAAUUACAAGGGGGAAACGGCCUUAAUGAUUUCCAAAAAAUUUUCAUGGAAUAGGAAUAUAACUGAAGUUUUGCAAGAUGCCGGAGCAAUUUAAUGUAAAAGUGCAAAAUUACCAGGCAGCUGGCAGCUGUUUUCACUUUGUAGUAUUUUUUUAGUAGAUCUCACUGAGUAGUUUUUCUUUCUUCUACUAUGUAUAUUAUUUUGGAAGCAUAAGGCACUUUAUGAGGGGGUCAUGGCAGUUUUGUGAUUAAAAUGUGGCGCCUAGUUAAAAGUCUUAUGAGGGUAUUUUGUCACGUGAAAAUGGUUCUUGUCACUCUGGGGUCGACUCUCACCCCCCAGCCACCCCUAAAGUCAUAAUUCUUAAAAUAGACUAUUAUAAUUAUUUUUGUCCUACGAGCGUGCGGAAAGUACCACUUUUCCGCAGAGCGUGCGUGAAAAAAAAUUAAUACACGGCGUGCGUGGAAAAAGUUUUUCACGUACUGAAUUUUGUUUUUUCUCAAUUUUUUUACCUAUGACAUGCUUCUCAAAAAGUUCAGUUUUUCUCGAAAUUUCUCCACCGUUUUUUCUCUUCAAGAGAGCUAUUAGCUUUCUGUAUUGACGAAUGACGAAUAUCGACAUAUUUAAUGAGUUUUAUAGCUUAAAUAAUUCAUUCUACUUAUAAUAAAAAUAAUUGUUAAUAUGUAUUCUCUUAUUAAACUUAUUGCGUUAUUAAACCUAAUUAAAAAAUCACAUUUUUGACCAUUUCCUUUUUCAGUAGAGCCAAAAAACAAAUAAAAAAACAAUAUGUCAAUUUUUGCACGCUCUUAGGAAGAAUGUUGUAGCUAACACGAGCGUAAAAUAUCUUUUCCGCACUUACGGCUGACAUAAACUCCGCUCGCGAGUUUUUCGUGCAAAUGCCGUUGCGUGCAGAAAAGUAUUACUUUCUGCACUUGUUAGCAACUAUUUCGCAUAGAAAACCAAAAAGCAGAUUUCAAAAUACUUGUCUGAAAAGUUAAUAAAAUCGAAGGCACUUCACAAAAAACGCUUAGCAGUGGCAUGGGAAGACACUUAUUUUUCUAGCCUAGGUGGUUGCGAAAAAAAUAUCUGUAGCAGUCAAGAGGAAGCAGAUAAGUAGUGAAUCAACUGUUCAUGGAAUAGAGACCUCAGGAAAAUAUUCCUCUAAAAGUAUGUACUCAUGUAUCAAUAACUAUUUAUUCGCCAGACACUGACGUUUUUAUCUUGGUACUAAAAUAUUACAAAGAUUUAAUUCCAGAUGGUUAUUUCCAAACUGGAGCUGGUACAAAAAAACGAACAAUCUAUAUUGCUGAGAUAUCAGAAAAGUUGACGAAACUUCAGAAAGAUUUUUCACUUACAGGCCGCCAUACAACCGAGGGAUUCGCAAAAAAGGGUAAGAUUAACGCCAUUUUUAAUCGGAAAACUUUUAAUGAGGUGCCUGAGGACGUUUUGCAAAGUUUUGGUAUCAUUAGGCGACGUGAGCAUCAAUUUGGAGUCCAUUGUUAGAAUUUUGGAAAAAUUUAUAUGUACUGUUUAUGCUCCAAACAUACAACUAAAAACCUUGGCUGAGUUAAGAUGGCAUUCUUUCUCAAAACAGCAAUUGCAAAACGAGCAGUUGCCGCCUCUUCAAAACACAGUUUAUAUCCUGCUCUGCAACGGGCAACAUUACAGUUGCAUAUUUGGGUAAAUGCUCACUUAGCUAAUCCCAUAUGCGUUUUAAAAUCUGAUUCCUAUGGGUGGCAAUUGGGCCACGAGACUUUCAAGCCAAUUUUGUCAACUAAUGAAUGUAUUGCACCUGACACCAUAUUAGUUAUGUGGUCUGUCAUAUUCUAAACAAUCAAUGCACAAACAAAAACCAAUUGUUUAACGACAAUGAUUCGGAAGAUGUAGACAAUAUUCUAGCUGUGAUGAUAAUGACGACGACGAUGUAGAAAUAUAAUCAUUUAUUGAUCACAUUAUGUUAUUUUUUGAAUUUAACUAACGCCAAUAGGUACCUAUUUUUUUGCAUCUUCCUGCCUUUUUAUAUCCCGAGCAGUUCACCCACACAUUAUUUUUUUCUAGAGUAUUUUAUUUAGACUAGUCUUUUCUGAAAAAGAAAAGCUUUAUUUUGGUGUUUAUUUUUACCCCUCAAGUUUACCGAGAUUUUUCAUAUUUAUUAUUCGAAAUAUUCUGAUUUCGGAGUGGCGAACCCGUUUUGUAUUGAGAGCAUUCUUGAGAGCACUACAUAGGUUGCUUGCUUUAAUCACAAACCUGCCGCGGAAAUGCCCUAUGCGCCCCUACUAUAUUUAUAGGUAUAACAUAUUUCUAUUAUAUUGAUUUAUAAAUAAUUAGUUAUACAUAAUUUUAUAUCUAUAUGCUUAUAAUUAGUAUCUGCUCUUUUCUUUAUAGUUAUUAACAUUAUAAGGCGGAUAAAUAGCAAAUAAGAGCCGGGCUGAAUAUCAUCAACCAAGGCUGUUAUUUGCAGUUAUCGGCCGUAUUCCGUUCUAGAUUUUUCGUUAUACUGAAGAUUUUUUAAACAAACCACCCAAUUUGAAAAAUAAAUUUUAUUGAACA
This is a messenger RNA of Ceutorhynchus assimilis (cabbage seed weevil), 3983 nucleotides long. NCBI's taxonomy places the organism in Eukaryota, Metazoa, Arthropoda, Insecta, Coleoptera, Curculionidae. The record is from the annotation of a GenBank genome assembly.